Messenger RNA from Clonostachys solani, 414 nucleotides. The record is from the annotation of a GenBank genome assembly. Lineage: Eukaryota; Fungi; Ascomycota; Sordariomycetes; Hypocreales; Bionectriaceae.
AUGAUUCAGCGUUCGGAAGAGCCUUCCUCCGUUGAGAAGCCCUUCUCUACCGGCGCAGACAUGGAUAAAAACUCGACCCAUCGAAACAUCAAGUCCCGCCACACGCAGAUGCUCGCCAUCGGAGGCACCAUUGGCACCGGCCUCUUCGUUGGCAUUGGCCAAGCUCUCGCUAUCUCCGGGCCUCUCAACAUCUUCCUAGCCUAUACGGUCAUCUGCUGCUUCGUCUAUGGAGUUAUGACAGCUACGUGCGAGGUCAACACCUACAUGCCCCUGCCUGGCUCGUCCAUGGCUUCAUAUGGCACAAGAUACGUCUCGAAGAGCCUUGGCUUCGCUAUGGGCUGGCUCUACUGGUACUCUUUUGGCAUUCUGUUUGCAUACGAGAUCACUGCGGCAGCUCUGGUUAUUAACUAUUAG